AUUAAUUGAAUCCCAUCUACUUUGUUGCAGUCAUACCUCCUAGAUACAUGAUAGUCAUACCUAGCUACAGCGCACGAAACGAGCAUGACAGGGAUGUAUCGAGGCCCUCGUCGAUUUCCUCUAUCUGGGAAUAUAUUUCAGCUUGCGGUAUAAGUAAAUAAGAAUAAGUAAAUGAAUGAGAAUGGCCGAGAGGCUUGCUUUGUCGGAAACGACCAAGUCCGAAGAACCCGGUAGCAACAGUUCGAAACAAGAUGAUCACCAAAGUCGACAUCAGCGUCAACACGACACCCUCAAGUACCACCUCCUAGGACCUUCUCUCACCAAAGCUGGACAAGACUCCGUCGACCAGUCCAAGGUUUCCGAUAUCAUUUACAAUGCGUCUAAGGGGUCCAAGUACUUCAAUCAUGAAGAGGUCAAGGAUAAGGUCUUGACGCAAAAAAUCGGUCAAAUCCUAGAAAAGAAGCGUCGCUUAGAGAAGCUCGAUUUAGCCCGCGAACUUCGCGCGGCCGAUCAACUCAUCACACAGCUCGAGCUCACCCGUGACUUAACCCAGCACAUCGUUCAUAUCGACUGUGAUGCUUUUUACGCCGCCGUGGAACAGCUCGACCGACCCGAGCUCAAAGAUCUGCCCUUCGCCGUCGGAGGUGGUGUGCUGACUACCUGCAACUACGUCGCACGCAAGUUUGGCUGCCGAAGUGGCAUGGCCGGCUUCGUCGCUAAGAAGCUUUGUCCCGAUCUACUCCUCCUCCCUCUCAACUUUGACAAAUAUACUUCUAAGGCGCAGGAGGUGCGACAGGUUUUGGCAAAGUAUGAUCCUAGAUUCGAAAGUGCUAGCAUAGAUGAGGCUUAUCUCAACAUCACCGAAUACUGCGCCGAGACCGAUUUGACACCCGAGGAAGCCGUUCAACGGAUGCGAGAUGAGAUCCAUGACAAAACGAAAAUUACCGUAUCUGCUGGCAUUGCCGCAAAUGCGAAGCUCGCCAAAAUCUGUUCUAAUAUGAACAAGCCUAAUGGCCAGUAUAUCCUACCUAACGAUCGGAACGCCAUCAUGACUUUCAUGCGGGAUUUGCCCACCCGAAAGGUGAACGGAAUCGGACGGGUCCUAGAGCGUGAGCUACAGGAGAUAGGUAUCAAAACGUGCGGUGACGUUUAUCCCCACCGUCAGCUCUUGCGACAGCUCUUCGGUGACAAAACAAACGAAUUUCUGCUCAUGUGCUACCUAGGCUUAGGUAGAACUGAUGUGCAACCUGCGGAGGAGUAUGAGCGGAAAAGUGUCGGCACUGAGAGUACGUUUAGAGAUAUGUCUGACCCAGCACAAUUCAGAGAAAAACUGCGAUGGACAGCCGAAGAGCUAGAGAAGGACAUGCGGAAAGCCGAAUGCAAAGGCCGAACUCUAGUCUUAAAGGUGAAGCUGCAUACGUACGAAGUCCUGACGAGGCAAGUCGUGACGCCGAGAGCCAUAUGUAACGCAGACGACCUGUAUAACCAUUCAUUGCCCAUCCUGGCGAAGUUAGAACAGGACAUACCGGGUAUGAAGCUACGAUUGAUGGGCCUUCGGUGCACGCAUCUCCUAAGCACCAAAAAGCCUGACACUCGUGCCUUUUUCGGACUGCGGCCUUUAAGGACUCUUGCUAAUAGUGUUGCGUCCCACGGAGUGGCCGAUCAAGAGCCAAGCCAAACCACUCGAGCAGUUGAUCUCCAACAAGGCAUAUUGGAAUACAACCCCCAUGACGGUCAUGGUCAGUUGACCCCUGAUAGCAAUGGGAUAGAAGUCCAGCUGGAGAACAACGAUGCCCGUCGCCAUGGGAAGGAGAUUGUUCCGAAUCCUAAGAGAGCGGCACCAACUGAGGAGCCCGAGGAGUGGUGGGAAUGUCCGGUCUGUAGCCGGCCGCAGCCAACCGACGAGCGGCUGUUUAACGAUCACAUUGACCUAUGUCUUUCGAGACAGACUAUCCGGGAUACGGUCCAGCGAGACCAUGUACGUAGUUCAAUUUCUACAAGUGAUACGCUAGUUCCCAAGCGAUUGAAGAGCGGCGGUGAGAGGAAACGGAGCCGAGCAUCAAACUCAAUUGACCCGAGACAGACGAGGCUGUUCUUCGGUUGACGAUUAAAACAUAUGUACAUCAUGAGAACGAUUUACGAGUGCAUAUGAAUAUACGAGAGCAUCACAAGUGGUCUUGCCUGGUACUUGCUGCGAUUAUCCGCCGUAGUUUAACGUGUCGGUAAUCCAGCGCUGGUUCAAGCACUCGAAGUUUACAAUCUAGCUUAUAGGUUAAUUAUAUUUUGCUAUACAGACCUAAUGAGGUAUCAGACCUAUAAAUUUCCAAGCUAGGUACCGUGCUCCUUUGGGCUGUUAGUGUGUAAAGGUCUUGUAAUAUUCACAUGAUACCAGACAAGCAUGGAGUUGGCGUCGGCUGUAC
Molecule: messenger RNA, 2420 nt
Organism: Annulohypoxylon truncatum
Lineage: Eukaryota; Fungi; Ascomycota; Sordariomycetes; Xylariales; Hypoxylaceae
Product: IMS-domain-containing protein
Exons: 2
Coding region: 176-2104 (642 amino acids)
Biological process (GO): error-prone translesion synthesis
Cellular component (GO): nucleus
Molecular function (GO): damaged DNA binding; DNA-directed DNA polymerase activity
Source: RefSeq, a predicted model, not a curated record